AGCGGCAUUGCCUGCCAGCCAGCCAGCAAUCCAAUCCAAUUCAAUCCAAUCCAACCAGCAGCACACAAUGGGCAAGCGGAUCCUCCUGCUCAACGGCGCGAACCUCAACCUCCUCGGCACACGCGAGCCACACCUCUACGGCAGCACGAGCCUGGCGACCGUAGUCGAGCAAGCCCAGCAGCAGGCCGCGGGCCUGGGCGUCGCGCUCGAGGCCUUCCAGACGAACUGGGAGGGCGCGCUCCUCGACCGCGUGCACCAGGCGCGCGGCGCCGUCGACGCCAUCGUCAUCAACCCCGGCGCGUUUACCCACACGAGCAUCGCGCUGCGCGACGCCUUGCUCGCCGUCGACAUCCCUUUUGUCGAGGUGCAUGUCUCGAAUGUCCAUGCCCGUGAGCCCUUCCGCCAUCAUAGCUACUUGAGCGAUAAGGCGGAGGCGGUCAUUGCCGGCUUGGGCACGUAUGGCUAUACCGCGGCUGUGGAGUUCGCGGCGAGGCAUCUGAGGGUUAGAGGGUCGGCGGAGCAGCCUCGGCAGCACCAGCAGCAGGCGGGAGUCAAGAUGGUCCAGGCGGAGGAACCGGCGGAGGUCAAAGUCGUGAGGGAGGACGCGCCGAAAACGGUGCAGUGAACGAUGGGAGCGGAUGCUGCGGUGUGGAGUGGAGUCAAGGGCGGGGCGGAAACGUUCCGGCGGGGCAACAGGCGCUGCCGUCAUCAAAAACCACCCAUCGCACCUCGAACUGCAAUGGUCCAUCAGCGAUUUAGGGUCGUCGCGUCUGCCAGAGUCAGGAGGGAGUGCGACAGCGCGUUCGCUCGGCAGCUGUACAUACUACGUAGCCGUCCCCGCCAGCCGC
This is a messenger RNA of Aplosporella prunicola CBS 121167, 848 nucleotides long. RefSeq lists its product as uncharacterized. Gene Ontology annotation, molecular function: 3-dehydroquinate dehydratase activity. The transcript has a single exon. The coding region runs from base 68 to 625 and encodes 185 amino acids. Gene Ontology annotation, biological process: quinate catabolic process. The record is from RefSeq and is a predicted model, not a curated record. Lineage: Eukaryota; Fungi; Ascomycota; Dothideomycetes; Botryosphaeriales; Aplosporellaceae.